Molecule: messenger RNA, 6184 nt
Organism: Bombina bombina (fire-bellied toad)
Lineage: Eukaryota; Metazoa; Chordata; Amphibia; Anura; Bombinatoridae
Product: rho GTPase-activating protein 4
Exons: 23
Coding region: 426-3383 (985 amino acids)
Biological process (GO): negative regulation of cell migration; signal transduction
Cellular component (GO): cytoplasm
Molecular function (GO): protein binding
Source: RefSeq, a predicted model, not a curated record
UUGCAUGGCACUGCCCAUAGAGCAGCCACAGGGCAUCAGCCAAACCUCAUUCACUCUGCAUCCAUAGGUCACUGCAAUACACAGUAUAUGCUGCAUUGUAUGCCUAGGUCACCCUUUGUAUUGGACACUAUUGCCCUCUAUAAACUACACCCAUAGGGAAGUGCUUUUCUAUUACACCCUUAUAUUAGUGCUGCACAGGAUUCUGUAGUAUGCUCCAGUGUCAUCAGCUCUGUGAUUUGACUCUCUGCCUGUCCCAGGACUAAGUGGGAUAUUUACUGUUGCACCCUGUGAUCUGUUCAUCUAAACACAAACCAGGAGCUUAUUCAGUGCAAAGCGGAUGGGACUCUUUGUGAAUACAGUGAUUUUAACCUACUGAGCUGGCAUGGGCAGUGAUUCUAAGGUCUGAUAAACAGGCUGCCUGCACCAUGGCAUCUCACGGGAAGCCCAGACGGGACCGAACCUCUGAAUAUGAGAGCCAUAUCAAAGAAAUCCGUAUACAGCUGGUGGAGCAGGUAAAGUGCUUGGACGCACAGGUGGAUUUCCGGCAGUUGCUGCUGCAGGACAUGUCCGAGUUUCUGCGCAGAAAAUCUGAGAUUAACCUAGAAUACUCCCGUAGCCUGGAAAAACUGAGCGACCGAUUCUCUUCGAAAAUCCGCAAUUCCAAGGAGCAUCACAACUUCAGGAAGGAGCAACAUGUACUAUCACCUGUCAAUUGCUGGUACUCGAUUUUAAAUCAGACGCGUCAAGAGAGCCGCGAUCAUGCUGCUCUGAGCGAUGUGUACACUGGACACCUUAUACCACGUCUCACACACAUUGGAGAAGAUAUCUCCCGCCUCGCCAAGAAGAGUAAGGAAGUGGGUUUGCAGCAACAGGAAGACAUACUGAAGCUAGUGUCAGAAUUACAAGGGGCCAUGAAGACUUACCAGUCAUAUCACAGCGACUUUAUGUACUCAGAACACAAGCUGAAGGAAGCAGAAAAGCAGGACGAGAAGCGUACCGGAAGAGUUAGCGAGCAAACGGCGAGUUCUCCUGUUACCGAUAGAGGCCAGAGACGCAGCUCUUUAAAGAAAAGCGAGCGGCUUAUUGAGAAGAGGCUGAAGAAAUAUUUGGACAACAAACAGAAGUGUACCAAGGCCAGAAAUGAAUACCUCAUAAACCUAAACACAGUGAAUACCAACAUAAGCAACUACUACAUACAUGAUGUCAGUGACCUGAUUGACUGUUGUGACCUGGGCUUCCACCAAUCCAUGAGUAAAACACUACGUGUGUACCUCCAGGCUGAGGAGCAAGUCCAGGCAUCACGACAGCAGGGUCUACAUGCCAUCGAGGGUGCAGUAGAUAACCUUGAUGCUCAAGCAGAUAAAAACAAGUUGAUGGAGAUGAAUGGUGACAUGUUUUGUCCGCCAGCACGGUUCGAUUUCCAUCCCCAUGAAGGUGAUGAGGUGUCUGAAGUUCAAUCUGAGCCAAUGUUACAUCAAGAGUUAAUUUCACGGUUUCAGCAUAUCCAGGCCAGGCUGGAAAAUGAGCACUUGGAAACUGAAGAGGUCAACAAAACACUGAAGGCUACUCUUCAAGCCCUUCUGGAUCUGAUUGGUUCUGAUGAUUUUGAUGUUUCGGAUGCUUUCCAAUCCAGUCAGUCAACUGAAUCACUUAAAUCCACUGGAUCAGACACCAGCAGUAAGACAAACACAGCCAAGCGGAGAGCAAACCAGCAGGACACAGAGAACUUCUAUGUGACAAAAUUUCAGAAAUAUCUGGCUGGUCGAAGUACUAUUUGCAAACUACAGGCAAAGCGAGAUCAGUUGAAGGAAGCUAUUGACAAAGCUGCUAUAGUGAACAACAGUGUCUCAGGGCUACAGUCCAGCACCAGUAGGUCUCAGCGGGUGAAAAGGCAGCGACCGACCUCCCAGUAUAUCUACAAACUGUUUAACGGGGAUUUGGAGGAGUUUGUUAAGAGUUCAGGAGAAGCCAUUCCCCGGGUCGUAUCAAGCUGCAUCCGUUUCAUCAACUUGCACGGUUUGCAGCAUGAAGGUAUUUUCCGUGUUCCAGGAUCCCAAGUUCAGGUGAAUGAGAUUCGCAGCGCUUUUGAGAGAGGUGAGGAUCCGUUAGAAGACAGCUACACUGGGCAUGAUGUGGAUUCUGUGGCGGGAGUCCUGAAACUCUAUUUCAGAGGCCUGGAAAAGCCCCUCUUCCCAAAUGAUAUGUUCAACGACCUGCUAUCCUGUAUCCAGCUCGAGAACCCGCAAGAGAGAGCAGCACAACUCAAGCAGCUUGUGCUACGGCUACCGCCAGCUGUCACGCUUGUCCUUCGAUACCUUUUUGCCUUCCUAAACCAUCUGUCCCAGUACAGCGAUGAAAACAUGAUGGACCCUUACAAUCUGGCUGUCUGCUUUGGUCCUACCUUGGUCUCCAUACCUGAGGGGCAAGACCCAGUGUCCGUUCAGGCUCGAGUUAAUGAGGUGGUGAAGACCAUCAUUAUUUACCAAGAAUGGAUCUUCCCAGGGUCAGCAGAACUGGAGGGGCCUAUUUACGAGAAGUGCAUGACUGUAGAGGAGGAUGAGGAAUACUGUGAUCCCAUGACACUAGAACCUACCACUGAAGAGAAUGACCAAGACAUGCAACAAGAGACGACUGCUAGUGAAGAUGAGUUGGACAUAGUAGAGGCUGUUGCUCGGUUUGAAUAUACAGCCCGGAGCCCCAAGGAACUUUCCUUCAAGAAAGGAGACACAUUGCUGCUACACAAUAAGGCAUCUGGCGACUGGUGGAGCGGAGAACUGGCUGGGGUCAAAGGGCUUAUCCCCCACAAAUACAUCAACAUGCCUGAUGGGGCAGAGAAACGUUUGGAGCAGCGAGCUCUAAAGAAAGAUGGAGAAUCUGGCUCUGAGGACCAUGUUACAGAGCAAAGCAGGUUGCGUUUAAACUCAGAUAGCGCUUGCUCCCCCCGGAAACGCAGUGAGGGGAGCCCUAUCCGGAAACUAAACUCUCCCUUUAUGGAUUCGGGUCGUAUUCCCUUUCCCAUGACACAUUCUGCGACCCCCAGACUGAUAGGACACAUGGACAGGAUGCCAUCAGCUGCUGGGAUCAACAGAUCCCCUAUGGACUGCACAGCAAAGGGGACCUCCACUGUCAAAACCUGGCAAAGUGAACGCCAGGGAAUAGAAGUAGAUAAGAACGUGACCAAGAACAUGGACAGCGUCUUCAAAGAGCUUCUGGGAAAAACUGUUAUGAGACUAGGGAUAUUGGAUGAAUCUGGAGAUCUCUCCAAAGGAGGAAAACCUCAAGAUCUUAAAUCCACUGCUGUCAGUAGCCCUGAACCAGCUCGUGUAGGAUCUGCUGGGAAGAAAGGAUCUCAAGGAAGAGCUGUAUUUGGGACAAGGAGAUGAAACCUCAAUAUUUUAUCUAUGGUUGGGAUCAAGAAGAGGCUCUUAACUGAGCUAGGGAGAGGGCGCUCUGAGUCAAAUGGCUUCCUAUGGUCUCAUUCAGAUUGGGCCAUUGAAACCUUUACUGGAUAGUGGGAGCUUUUAAGAAAAAAGAACAUUAUCUGUGGACAUUUAAUCCACCAAGAGGUUUGGGCUCUUCAGGACCUCCUCUAUACAUUGUUCAUUGUGUAUCAGUGUUUGUUACUGUUUCGAAGAGAAGCAGCAGUGGUGCCAUACCAGCAAGGGCUCUUCUUUCCUCGUCACUUCCCCAAAAUGACCAGCAGGGACUUGUGUCCAGCCAAUCUGGAGAGAAGGGGAAAGGAGUUCCUAGACACAUAUAUAUAUAUAGAUAGUUGUUUGUUACAGAAGGCAAUACUGGCACAUACCCUCCGAAUACCCAAGUCCAUAGCAUUAUGGAAUAUCGCUUAUCUGCUGGCCUUCAGCUAAUAUGCCAUAUUUAAAAUGCACAGUGAAACCAGCUGGUGACUAUGAAAAAAAAGCACAGCCAACAAAGUUAUUACAUUUCAGAUGUUCUUGAUGAUAACUCUACUAGUCAGCUAAUGCCCAACCAAUUCUGCAGUGGAGAAAGAGCCAAUGAAAAAUGUAUUAAGCUACAAAUAAAGGGCACUGUUUUUUCCCAGUUUCUGUAUGAAGGUACCAUUUUGUGAUUAAUCUGCCCCGCAGGGGUUAAAGGUACAAUCAGCUAGGAUCACAUGAUGUAACAAAUUAAGGAGUGUCAAAUUUGUAUUACAUUGUAGAACCAAUUGCAGUUUCAAGACCACUUAUCAUCCAGGGUCAUCAUAUGUGCUUAUUUUAAUUUUUACCAUAACCACAACAACCUAUAAAAAUGCUAAUAUCUAAUCACUACUACGUUUGUCUGCAAUAAUGGUUGACGUAGUCUAUAUAGUAAAAUAAGCUUACAGUGUGCUCCUUUGUGUAAUCAAGUAAUUGUAAUUGGUCUCAACUUUUUUUAUUUAUAAUUUCCUACUUAAUAAUCAUGCAGAUUAAAAAAUAUAUAUAUAUAUAUAUAUAUAUGAUAUACAUACUAAAUUAUUUAUGUUUUAGUCCUUUAAAAGGGACAAAGCAGUUGGACUAGGAUGGCAAUAUAGUUCAAUGCAUCAGAUAAUCAUCUGCCCACUGUUUUAAAAAGCCAUAUUUAUUGCCACCUUUAUUUUGCUAAAAUGGUGAUAAAACAUCUGCUGUUUCUCACAGUGUCUGAAAACUAAACUUAAACCACAGUAUUAAUUUACUUCAAAAAAAUUGAAAAAAAGCACACCUGAGGAAAAAAGCACACUGGGGGCAUGGAGUCACCGACUUGCCAAGUCCUCACCACUAUUCAUCAUUAAUGUAAACUCCAGCCUCCAAAUCUUUUAAAAGACCUUUAUUGUUUUUAAUUUGUUGGUUCCAAACAGAGAAUACAACAUUUCAAGCCUGCAAUAGGCCCUUAGUCAUGACUAAGGGCCUAAUUCAGAUUUGAAAUUUUGUAUUAAGGGCCUAUUGCAGGCUUGAAGCAUUGUAUUCUCUGUUUGGACCCAGCAAAUGAAACAAUAAAGGUCUUUUAAAAGAUUUGGAGGCUGGAGUCUACAUGAAUGAUGAAUAAAGUAUUUACCACAUCCGCAAAUAACAGCACUGUUUCAGAGAGAGCGCAAAAAAACAAUACAAGAAGUAUAGGGUUAAAAAACUAUAUACCUGUACAAAUAUAUAUACUGUUUCACAAUAGCAAUACAAUGUAACAGGUGUACUAUGCAUCUCAUAGCUCUUUCCUCUAGCUCAUUUGUAAGUAUACGCCCACUAAUGUGGAAAACAUCUAACUGAUAUUAAACUGAGCCCAAAAUUAAUACAUUGUAGUCUGAGGGAAAUCACUCAGAAACAAUGUGAGAUUCGGCAGCAGACUUUAAUAAAUGUUUAUGUGCAUUUCUGUUUUAUAAACUUUAUUUUUUUAAACUUUUACACUUCAUUGCUAUUCUCAUCCAAGUAGCUGUGUCCCUUUUAAUCCUACUGUGAUAACUUUGACUGAUUUCCACUGGAAUGUUUGAAACGUUUUUCAUGAAUUCAGUUUAGCUUCUGCCCACAAGGGGUCACUGCAGCAUCACCAGCAAAAAUAUGGCACAUCAAUUCUGGCAACACAAAUUUUUAUUUAGUAAUUUUUUUUUUAUUAUUACUCUUCCCCCCACAUUUGGAAAUUAGUUAAUAAUGUCCAUGAGGCAGCUUGGAGGUUAACAGACUUUCCCAUGUUAAUGCACAAAAGAUGGCUGGGGUGCCUCGUUGCUUAUUGUUAGACUGUCUCUUGUGGUUUGCUUUGGAAUCCCUGCUCUUGUAAGAAGACUUUCAUUCUGUACGUUCCGCCGUUCCUCACCCCCCCCCCCCCCGCAAAGCUGUGUACUGUCCUGGCUUUAUCCUAAAGAACUCUUUAUUGAAGCACUCUGCUAGUUGGCUUGCCAACCCAUUUGGAAAACUCCACAGUCUGACUUGUGCAAUGUUAUUUGUGUGUUACAGAUUCAAAGAGCUGUAUAUUCUAAUAAUUUGCUUCUUCGUCGUCCUAUUAUUUGAAUUUGCUAUGGAGUCCUCCCUAUGGGAUGGGGGGAAUGAAUACAUGGCACUGCUUAAUAUAUGACUGCCACCAUAAAGAUUCCACAGAGCUGGUUUAUUACUCUGAGUUGAGUCACAGAACUCUCAGAAUCUCUGUGGUGUUUCUUCCAACCAACUUCUCGCUAUUUGUGUAUCUUGAGCUCACAGAGCAAUGCAAAUAAAAUGUGGUAUUUAUA